AUGGCUUCAGGUGAUGGUCAUGCCGGCAGGGCACCGCAGUUUGAUGGGACAAACUUCACAUUUUGGAAGAGAAGGAUGAAGUUCUACCUAGGCUCUCUUGGUUAUGAUGUCUGGGAGGCAGUUUUGCAAGAACCUACAGCUACAUCUGCAUCAUCAAUUGAUCCAGAAGAGGGGAAGAAAUAUGUGAGCAACAAAAAGGCAUUAAAUGCUAUUACAAGUGCAUUAUCUGACACUAAAAUGGCAAAGCUGAUGACAUGCACUUCAGCCAAACAGAUGUGGGAUAAACUCAUUAGCAUACAAGAUGCCAGCAGAAGGCUAAAUUUUGUGAAUGCCAUCAGAAGUAUGGGUGAGACAUUGAUAGAGGAUGUAGUUGUUGCAAAAGUCCUAAGGUCGAUGUUACCCAGUUUUGACUCCAAAGUGUCAGCUCUUGAGGAAUCAAAGGACCUUGACAUUGUGACUCUUGAUGAAAUUCAUGGAGCUCUUAAUGCUUAUGAGAUGAUGACAGGCAAAGGCAAGGGUAAAGCAGUGGAUAAAGAGGUAGCUUUCAAGGCUUUUAAAAGGCUUGCCAUAAAGAAAAAAUCUGAUGAAGAAAUGAGUUGUGAGGAUGAAGCUAAAGCAAAUUUUGUGAGAAAACUUCUUAGAAGUACAGGGAAGUAUAAAGGCAAGCUUCCACUCAAUUGCUUUGAUUGUGGGGUAAUAGGACACUUUGCAUCCAAGUGUCCCAAUAGGAGAAAGAAAUUUGAUGAGGAGGAGGAUGAACCAAAGAAGAAGAAAAGAUAUCAAAAGAAGGAAUUUACAAGCUUGAAGUAUAGACUCAAGAAAAGGAGUCUUAUCACAAAAAGGGAUAGUGAUAGUUCAGACACUGAUUUAGAUGAGGACUCAGAUGGUGCUUAUAGUCAAGAUCUCUUCAUGGCUUACCAAGACAAAGGAAUAGAAAAGCAAGUCACGAAGAAAGAAGAUAAAUUUGAUGACGAUGAUCUUCUUGAAGCAGAGCUCAACUUGGAAGUAGAAUUGAUGUCAGCACUUGAUGAUUUGGAUGAUGAAAGGAGAAAGAACAAAAAGCUCACCAAACUCCUUAACAUCAGUAAUGAACAAAUCAAGUCAUUGAUAGAAAAGAGUGAAGAGGACCUUAAAUUCACAAUUGAGUUAGAAACGAAACUAUCCUUGAAAGAAGUUGAAUGCAAAGUCUUGACUGAAGGGAUAUAUGGCCUUAGAGCACAAAUGGAGGGGCAAGCUCAGGAAAUGAAUGAAUACAUUAACACUGAAGAGGAGUUGAUAGAGUUGAGAAGGAAAGUAGAGAGUUUGAAGCACUCUUGUGACUCAACAGCUACAGUUAAUGGCAAUGCAGCACAACCACAAGCUCCAGCUAGUAUGGUGAUAGAUCAGAUUCUUAGAGUACAGAGGCCUACAGGUGUUAGACAUGGAUUGGGUUAUGAGUUAGUUGGGACAUCUAGACAUGGUCAGAACAAAGAGAAGUAA
Telopea speciosissima is the source of this 1479-nucleotide messenger RNA. RefSeq lists its product as uncharacterized. Gene Ontology annotation, molecular function: nucleic acid binding; zinc ion binding. The transcript is spliced from 2 exons. NCBI's taxonomy places the organism in Eukaryota, Viridiplantae, Streptophyta, Magnoliopsida, Proteales, Proteaceae. The record is from RefSeq and is a predicted model, not a curated record. Bases 1 to 1479 code for a protein of 492 amino acids.